Messenger RNA from Papaver somniferum (opium poppy), 867 nucleotides. RefSeq lists its product as uncharacterized. Bases 1 to 867 code for a protein of 288 amino acids. The transcript has a single exon. The record is from RefSeq and is a predicted model, not a curated record. Lineage: Eukaryota; Viridiplantae; Streptophyta; Magnoliopsida; Ranunculales; Papaveraceae.
AUGAAGUUUGUUGUAGCUGUAGCAUCAUUAAGAAAUCAAUGGAAGCUUACAGGUAAUUGUCAAAUGAUUCCUCUUGGUAAAGGUUUUUUCAUAAUUAAACUGGAUAAUGAAAUUGGCAUGAGAUAUGUUUGGAAUGGAUAUUGGAUGGUUGAAACACAAGCUUUAAAGUUGAGGGAAUGGGAACCAACUUUUAAUCCAGCCGCUCAAAAAGUAACUACUACCUUUGUUUGGAUUCAUUUUCCUGGUUUGGGUAUGGAGUAUUGGAAAGAAAAAAUCAUUAUGGAUCUAGGUGAAAGAUUUGGCAGAGCUAUAAAAGUGGAUGAAACUACUUUGAAGAGAGAAGUAUGGUAUUAUGCUAGUGUUCUUGUGGAAGUUGAUUUAUUAAGAUAUAUUCCAAAUCAAAUUGUUGUUAAGACAAAGUAUUGGAGCUUUACUCAAGAAGUUCAAAUUCCUCAAGUACCUAAAUUUUGUAGUCAUUGUAAGGUGGUAGGUCAUUUGGCAUCUGAAUGCAGAACAAAUAAUGAUAAUUUUAAGUUUGGAAGGGAGCAAACAAGAAAGGAGAUAAAACAGUGGAGACCAAAAGAGAAAAGUAAGACUGGUUUUGAUAUCUGUUUCACUAAUGAAGAAAAAGCAAUGGAGCAACAAGUUUAUGAUUUACUAGUUAGUGAAGAUGAAGUAAUUGAUGAUGUUGUGCCUCCAUUACUAUAUACUGAGGAAAAACUGGAUAGUAUUAUGGAUAAGCAAUUUACUCUGGAUAUUCAAAAGGAUUUUCCUCUUUUAUCUGCAGAAAAGCUACUCAAUGUAGCUUCAGUUACUUUUCAGAUGCCCUCUAAAACAACUGAGAAUGUAUCUAGUGGAUCCAUAUGA